AUGAUAGAUUGUGUUGAGCGAUUCGGCAUGUAGAAUGAAUAUUGAGGCAAUGCAGACCUCAAAUCACCCUAGAAAACCCAACCACAGUACAGCGACUAAAGCCAUUAAUWUUUAAUUACUACCUAAUAGCAAACUGUGUUAUUUUAGACGGCACAAACCAAGCCAGUCAACCAAGCUGCUUUUAAGCGAAUACACUCUUCGGAUUCGGAAUCACGUUUUCAUUGCCACACUAAAGCAAUUCAUUGGAAGGAGAAGGCAGAUUUUUGAACUCUAGGGAGGCAAUUUACUAUGACUUUGAUAUUAGUGUUCGUGAAAGCGGUCCAGGCUCAGCAGUAACCCACUACUCUCAGUCACCUGCCGGCCUACGAUUGUUUAUAUUUUUCGUUCACUUUGCGUCUGUGUUGAGAAAGCAGUACUUGUUCGUCGUACUUAUGCUAAUAGUACUCCGCGAAUUACGAAUCUUGCAAGAAUUGUUCCACUGAGGGUUUACUGAAGAUCAACGAGGGGGCAAUGAGGCUCGAAUAUGGUGACGGCGCAUCAUGAAGGAGUAGUUAAAGUAGACUUACAGAGUUUAUUUCAGCUCCAUCAGGCGUGCAGAAAUGGAAACAAUCGUAUAAUCAAGAAACUUCUUUAUAAGAUUCCGCAUAUUGAUGUCAAAGCAAAUGGAAUGGCCUUAAUACACAUCGCAUCAAGACAUGGUAACCUUGAUACAGUUCGUUACCUUAUCAACCUCGGAGCAAACAUCAAUACAGUAGAUGAUGAUGGCAUGACACCGCUGCAUUGGGCAUGUAAAGGUGGCCAUGCAGAAGUCAUCAAUGCUUUACUCCGAGCAGGAGCAAAUCCAAAUAGUAAAACUAAAAACGGUACAAUGCCGAUACAUCUGGCCUCUCAGAGCAGCAGUGAGAAGGCUAUCGACUUGCUAAUAAAACACGGAGCAGAUGGGAAUGCCCUUGAUGGACAAGGGAAAAACUCACUGUACCUUGCAAGUGAGGCAGGUCACGUGUCAGUUAUUGAUGUUCUAAUUCAAUAUGGCUUCCACCAACACGUGCCACUUACCGAUGGAAACACUCCUGUACAUAAAGCUGCUAUGAAUGGACAUUCAAACGCAGUGGAUUUUCUUAUUAAACAGGGCUGUGAUAAAAAUGCUGUAGACAAUGACGGCUGGAACGCACUUCACACUGCCUGUCAAAAAGGCCAUGUCGGCGUCAUUGACACGCUUCUGGUCAGCGGCAUUCAAGCAGACUCUCGAAUUAAUGGAGGAUGUACACCAGUAAUGAUUGCAGGUUGUCAUGGAUACCCCGAGGCAGUGGACUUUUUGGCCAAUAAGGGCGCUGAUAUCAGCUCUGCCGAUGAGUUCGGAUGGACUGCUUUACAUUUUGCGAGCUUAGGAGGUCACGUUCCAAUUAUUCGAUUGCUCUUGAAAUUACAAAUAAACAUAAACAUUAAAACUAAGCAAGGAUCAACAGCCCUUCAGAUCGCAGCUCGCUACGGCCACAGCGAAGUGGUUGGAUAUUUAUUAAGGAAGGGUGCUGAUGUUAAACUUACAGAUAAUGAAGGAUGGACAGUGCUUCAUUACGCCAGCCAAGGCGGUAGGCUGUCCACUUCUUCCCUAGAAAUGAUUUUACAGCAAGGAGUAGACCUUGAUGUACGUUCCAAGUCUGGAAUUACCCCACUGCAUAUUGCUGCUCGACAUGGUCACCAGGAAAUUCUGGAAUAUCUACUUGAAAAUGGUUCCGAUUUUCACAUUGAGGACAAACAGGGAUGGAAUGCCCUGCAUCAUGCCUGUAAAGGUGGCCACACAGGAGCAAUCGAAGCGUUGUUUCGCAAGGGUCUAGAUAUCAACAUACGCACUAAAUGUGGCAUGACACCAGUCUGUAUAGCAGCUCUUCGUGGGCAUCCAGACAUUCUGGAAUUCCUUCUCCCACGUGGUGGCGAUCUUCACGUCGUAGAUAACAAUGGAAUGACGCCUUUGCACUACGCCAGUAGAAACGGUGAAGUAGGCGUGGUUGAAACUCUAAUCAACCAUGGAAUGGAUGUCAAUGCUCAAACUGAAAAGGGCAUUGCACCAAUUCACAGUGCUGCAAGUGGUGGUAUCGCCGAUGCAGUGAGAUUCCUUAUUGAACACAAUGCAGACGUGAACUUGAGAGAUGAAAAUGGAUGGAACUCAUUGCACUAUGCUAGUCAAGCGGGUCAUCUCUCAACAAUAUGUGCUCUGAUUGACCACGAAGUGGAUCCAAACUGCCGUACCUUUGAAGGACUAACUCCACUUCAUCUAGCAAUUCAACGUAACCAUUUGGACGCAAUUCGAGUUCUACUUUCUAAGGGAGCAGAUGAGUAUGUUACCACUCAAGAAGGUUUGAAUUCCCUUCACAUUGCAAGCGAACAUGGGUAUGUACCAAUAAUUGAUCUUCUCUUGGAACUCGGUGUCGACGUCAAUUGCCCCACUAGCAAAGGUUCCACUGCCUUGCACAUUGUCGCAUGCCGUGGUCAUACAGAAGCUGUCACACCUUUACUGUCACGCAAUGCAAACUUUCAAGCUGAAGACUCCAAUUAUUGGACGGCGAUCCAUUUGGCAUGCAUAGAAGGCCAUAUAGGUGUAGUAGAGGCUAUCUUCCAACAUGGCGUAGACCCCAACUAUAAAAACAGUAAGGGUUAUACACUGCUGCAUUGUGCCUCGAUGAAGGGUCAAGUUAACGUCGUUGAAUACCUCAUCAAGAAAGGUGUCGAUGUUAACGCAGUGGAUGACUCGGGAAUGAAUGCAUUACACCAUGCAAGCGGCGAAGGUCACGUGAACGUUGUAGAAGUACUACUGAAGGUUGGCGCACAGCCAGACAGCCCAACGCUUGAUGGAAAAGCUGCUUUGCAUUUAGCGUCUCAAAAUCGUCACUCAGAUGUGAUUGACUUUCUCAUUGAACAAGGAGCCGAUAAACAUGUCGUUGACAAAAAAGGAUGGAAUGCACUUCACUACCUGGCAAAAAAUGGUAGCAUCAAAGAAGCAGAGGCUUUGCUGCAUCACGGUGUUGAUAUAAUCGUGAAGAGGACUUAUGACGGCGAUACUGCAUUGGGAAUUGCCGAGAAAGAGGGUAACAAAGCUAUGCACCAGUAUCUUAACGGCUUCAUGAGCAAACAUUUUGGGAUUACCGGAGAUGAGGAUAUCGCCAAACAAGGGAGGACAUUUGUCUUAUGGAAGAAGAAAAGGACAGCGCGAACUUGAAAAUAGCCGAGAGUCAAGUUAGAUGUUUUCAAUACACAGUUGACUAUCUUGGAAUCUGUUUUAACGGUCGUUUCGUCAAUUGAUUAUUAGCAAAUUCGUAUUUACUACAAAUUGAUGAUAAUAGGUAACAUUAAGAGGAUGGUGAUUUACGGGAGAAUAUCGAGAUAUGAAUUAUAAUCGCAAUUCAUCAAUUUUAUCGAGGCUAAUAAURAAAGCAUCAUUCCCUUAUUGAAGCAGCAUUCCAGUAAGGACAAACAAAAAUAAUUGCCUGUUUAAGCAGUAAAUCUAAAGGGAUUUARCCAUCAAUCAUUGCCUAACUUAUUAYCACUAAUCCACUAAUAUAUCCAUCAACGCGCGUGAUUUUUUGCCUUGUCGAUUUUUUUAAAUAGCUUUUGACGUUUUUUAAUAGAGGUUUAAUUGUUGUUGAUAAUUUUAUAUUUCAAGUUGUACUGUUCAGUAUUACGAUAAGAGUUUGGUCUUUAUUCUUUGUCAGUAUGUGAUAUUAUAUUAUAGAGACCUUAACCUUACGCUAAUAAAAAAAUUCUUAUUUACAUAUUCUGUGUUUGCGCGAACAUGCGAUAGUGUACGAUGAAGAAGACUACGCUAGAUUAGCUGUAGAUAUAUGGACUAUAUCAUCGUCAUACUGGUCUGAGAAAUAUAGACAAGAAAAAUUAUUGAUUAAUCUUCUUAAUGGUGCAGAAGUGUAGGUUUCGUAUUCAUUUGUCGUUCCUGCAAUGCACAUUCAACGUCUAUUUACGUCAAUAAAACAUGCGCACGUCACAUGCAUAUGGUAUCUUAUAUAUACAGCUAUUUCAAAAAACGCUGUCGGAGAGAAUGGCAAACGGCAAAAACGGCGAUUGUCGAAGGGAGAUUGCACGACCGAAAGGGACUAUGGUUACACUGUUUUGAAAAAGGCAAAAUUUCACCUAUUGCAUGGAUUCACCACAUAGAAAUGGAGGCUAGAUGGAGCCAAUGUUUACCACAGACUAUCUCACAGUGUAAAUCAGUUGUUAUUUCAUUUUAUCAAACAAUACAUUGAAUAAAAGGCGGAUUCAUGGGUCCAUAUAA
Exaiptasia diaphana is the source of this 4282-nucleotide messenger RNA. RefSeq names its product ankyrin-1. The coding region runs from base 524 to 3214 and encodes 896 amino acids. Gene Ontology annotation, cellular component: cytoplasm. Gene Ontology annotation, molecular function: protein binding. The record is from RefSeq and is a predicted model, not a curated record. Lineage: Eukaryota; Metazoa; Cnidaria; Anthozoa; Actiniaria; Aiptasiidae. The transcript has 4 exons.